UGAGUUUUACCGAACUAGCACGCUUGAAACUCUCUUUACAUACACUGUUGUGUUGUGUCCCACACUCUCACAUGCCCUUCACUCUCUCUACUCCUUUUCUUUUUCCAUCUUUUCUUUACUCUGUUCACCCCUCACGCUAUCAAAUUGAUUACGAGCUUAUUAUUCCUACCAUCCUUCACCAUUUUUCUCGGUUUCGGUUCAGUCUUGUUCACAUCCAUCAUUCCCAUUAAUUCCAAGCGUGUGUCAGUCCAUCUGUAAGGAAAAAAAUUACGUACACGUCAGCUCCAUAUUUACAUUCACAGUACUCUCUUUUCUCCAUCGUCAUCAUCCUCCUCAUCAAUAACUCUCUAUUACGCAUCUUUCAAACUUCCAACGUCAUCAUAAUUCAAAACACAUUACAAAAGGCUUCAACAAUUUAUUAUUUCAACAACACAAACCAAACCCACCAGUAAAGACAUGGGGAAUUGUCAAGCUGCUGAAUCGGCCACUGUUAUGAUUCAUCACCCAGGGAACAACAAGGUCGAGAGAAUUUACUGGUCUGUUAGUGCUCAUGAGGUUAUGAACUCUAAUCCUGGUCAUUAUGUUGCUCUUGUUGUGUCUUCUCCUACUCUUAAAUCUGAGAAUGGUUCACCGUCGAAACAUCUCAAGCUUCUUCGACCUGAUGAUACUCUACUCAUUGGUCAGGUUUACCGUUUGAUCAGCUUUGAAGAUGUAUUGAAGGAGUUUACUUCUAAGAAAUGCGGUAAACUUGGGAAAUUGCUUAAGGAAAGUGGUAACCAUGGGGUUCAGAUGAAACACAAAGAUUCUAGAGCUUCGAAUCCUAGUCCAAGUUCCAAAUCUGAGUUUCGUCACGUAAAGGUGGAACAGGAAACCCAACGAAUGGAUAGCAGUGGAAGCAGCAGAAGCAACAACAAGGUUGUUGGAAGGCAUUUGGUUGGUGGUAGUGGGCAAUGGAGGCCAGCCUUACAGAGCAUUGCAGAAUUUGGAACUUGAAUUCACUUUAUUACUUCAUCAUUGUGAUAAAUAAAUCUUCUUUUAAUUCCGUUCCUUUCAAUAUAAUUCAUGUAAUUGCCCCCUUCUUAGUUUGUAGUAGUCCUUUCCUCAUACAUAUAUCAUGCUGUUUUGUCUGUUAAAAAACUUUGUUGAAUCAUUUUACAUGCGAUGUCUGGUUUGGAAGUGUAUGGCUUUGCCUUGAAAUUUUGUCCGUUCUUGUCACAUUCACUGAGAACCAAACAUGGAUGAUAUGUUGGUGUUGUGGUCCCAUUUUUGUUGAAUUAGCCACUUUUUGGGCAUAAAUCAUGCAACGAAUGUCGGGCAUAAGUAAUUGCAAGAAAAUUGAUUUUAUUAAGCAGAUAAUAUUGAGGUCGAGACUUAAACAAAAAUAAGCAUGCAUGAGGAUAUUUACAGAGAAUAUUUGAUGAGCAUGGUAUGUAGUCAAAAAAACUCUAUUUUCCAAGCAUGGAAGGAGGUGGUGGAGGAUUUUGCUAUAACUUCUCUGAGUAUAGAUUCAGAAGCAACCUUUAGUAGUGUUUAUAAUAGUGUAAGAGAGGUUCAAUGAGUUAUAUUUGAUGAGUCUCUCAUCAAUGUACUCGUGAUAGAAGUUGUUGAAACAAUAAAGGAAACAUUACGUCAUAU
This is a messenger RNA of Vicia villosa (hairy vetch), 1635 nucleotides long. RefSeq lists its product as uncharacterized. The transcript is spliced from 3 exons. The record is from RefSeq and is a predicted model, not a curated record. Bases 457 to 993 code for a protein of 178 amino acids. Lineage: Eukaryota; Viridiplantae; Streptophyta; Magnoliopsida; Fabales; Fabaceae.